AUGCUGGCCGCACAGCCCACUCCCACUCGCGCCACAUGCAUAUCGGCUCCAUCAUCCAGCCUCAAGCCUGCUUUGACUAUCAAGGCAUCUCAGCUUGCCAAGGCCCAUCACCGCGUUCAAGUUCCAAGGAUCAUCAUCACACCGCCCGAUGAGCCCGCACGCUUCUCGAGUGCACUCCCAGAACAGACAUACGAAAAGUCAGUCCUAUUUGUUCCCGUCAAGACCGAGGAAUUGGGCUGGGACGAGCACGGCUUGUACUGGAACGGCACCUACGCCUAUCCCGUCCAUCAGAUCUAUGACAAGGAAGGCUCCCCCAUCGGGCGCCGACGCAAAGGUCCGCAGGGCUACCGUUUCGAGGAAUACUACGGCAAUAAGAAGCCGCGACGCCCCUCGACGAGCUCGCAUAUGGAUGACACCGUCGAGGAAGCCAGCGUGCGCCUUGAAGAGCCCGCGCCCGCCCGCAUCCUGGGCUACAACAGGGCAAGCAACCCCGGACAGGAUGAGCAAGAGCACAUCGAAAAGCCCGCCGAGUGCGACGAGGACGAAGCCGCCUCUCCCACCAGCCCGACGCUCUCAGUUGCCUCGGACCUGACCGAGACCGAAGACUCCAGCUCCGUGUGUGACGACUCGAGCUCUAUCUGGUCGCGCAGCGGCGGUGCUUCGGAUGAUGCCGAAAGUGAAUGCACCUCGCCCGGCGUCAUGUCACCGCGCACAGACGCAGAAGAGGGCGAGCUUAGUGCCGAUGCGCUGAGCGCCAAGCUUUCGGACCUCGCUCCCACCGAGCGUGUCAGCAAGACGACGUGGACAUCGUUGGGCACGCUGCCGUCGUCGAUUGUCUCGCCAUCGCGCUCCUCCUCUCUGCCAGAGCCGAGCUCGCGCAACAAGCUUGACCUAUCCAAUGAGCAUCGCUCCAGCUCUACGAUGAUUGUCAGCUCACCCACCGAGCAGCGUCGGUACAGCACGCCUUCGGCAUACUCGUCCAUCAUCCAGGAUCUCGUCAUCUCGCCCUUUGCCAAGCAGUCGGCUUCGCCAUUGCGCUCGGCAACGCUGCCUCGCUCCAGAUCGCGAUCCAGCCACGCCGCUUCCAAGCCCAGCUCGGUCCUCCGGCCACCACCGCCAUCAUCAUGGACAUCAUCGGGCGCCACACGCUCAAGUUCGGCAACGCGCUCUUCCAGACGCAGUUUUCCCUCGGCGCCCGAGUCCGACUUUGACGCUGGCUGGAACUUUGAGGCGCAAGGCGCAUCGCUUUCGCACCACUGGGACCACUCGUUCGCAAACCACUACUAG
Molecule: messenger RNA, 1287 nt
Organism: Moesziomyces aphidis
Lineage: Eukaryota; Fungi; Basidiomycota; Ustilaginomycetes; Ustilaginales; Ustilaginaceae
Source: the annotation of a GenBank genome assembly